Molecule: messenger RNA, 3667 nt
Organism: Pseudo-nitzschia multistriata
Lineage: Eukaryota; Bacillariophyta; Bacillariophyceae; Bacillariales; Bacillariaceae
Source: the annotation of a GenBank genome assembly
CCUUUGAGGAGAAAGCUGCGAAACCAACUGAAAUAUCCGAAAAUGGCUUACAUUAGAGGAGCGAUUGCUAUCGGAAGAAUUGAUAUGAAAUUACUGAUCUUCGUCGCGCUAAAUCUUUGUUUGAUUCUCGCCGAGUCAUCAACAAGUUCCAAAGAUCGCGCUCCUAACUUCGUAGUCUUUUUCGUUGACGAUUUGGGCUAUGGGGAUCUCGGAUUCACCGGUGCGUACGGAUAUGGGAAAAGGAAAAUCAGGUUUGAUAGUAUGCUGUAAUAUUCAAUCAAACCCGUGUCUUAAUGGCGUCCAUAUCUUACAUUUGUAUCUAUUCUUUCCUAGGCCAUCCUACAACAAAAACUCCAAAUUUAGAUAGCUUGGCAUGGAAUGGGAAAAUUCUUACCACUUGGUACAGUGGAUGCAAUGUUUGCACGGGUAGUCGAGCUGCGCUAAUGACUGGUCGACAAUUUGCACGCACAGGCCUCCCGGGUGUGAUCGGUCCUGACUGCCCCUACGGGUUGAAUCUAGAAGAAAUUACAAUCGCCGAGCAACUAAAGAACGGCGGUUAUUCUACUGCUAUUGUCGGGAAGUGGCAUCUCGGGCAACGGAAAGUUUAUCUGCCCGGAAAUAGAGGUUUUGACUUUUAUUURGGCAUUCCAUUUAGUGAUGAUAUGGGCGCUGGUAUGGAGAGCUCGUGUCCGGCAGAGUACCCCUUUUCUGCCACCGGAGACGAUGGCGGGUACACUCAUGGUGAAUGGUCGGCUAGAAGUAUGUACGAAAAAAUGGGGCUCAUGGAUGCGAAUUUCUUCACCACGAAGAAUUACAAUAAUCACCGUGACGAUGACAUGGGUACGAAAUGGCUUCCCCUAGUUUAUCAAAAAUUCAAUCAGACACAAAUUCUUCAGCAGCCUGUUGAUUUUACAUCCCUUGCCAAAAAAUACAGUAACUUCGCAACAAGCUUUAUCGAAGACCACCAAGAUUCCUCCAAGCCUUUUUUCUUGUACGUUCCUUUCUCGCACGUUCACACUACGCAGACAGGCUCAACAAAGGAGAGACAAUAUGCUGGUUGUAACUUUCAAAACACAACAAAGCGGGGGACGUUUGGAGAUGCAUUGGCCGAAACGGAUUGGAUCGCGGGAAAUAUUGUUCAAAAGAUUCGUGAUCUUGGCCUGGAAGAGAAUACACUGAUUCUUUUCACCAGCGACAAUGGACCUUGGAUGGCACAGGGAUUGUCGGGAGGAAGCGAAGGUUUAUUUACGGGCCGCUUUGCAGAAGGGUACACAAAUACAGCGAAAGGUUCCACUUGGGUACGUGUGAUGACAUUCAUAAAAAAUAGAGUUGAUCUACCACAUGUUGCUUCUACUAUUGAUCCAACUUACACAGUAAUAUGUUUUUCACUCCAAAUAUAUGAGAAAUUAGGAAGGUGGCAUCCGAGAACCAGCAUUCGCAUAUUGGAAAGGGAAGAUUUCUCCUUUCACUCGGACAUCAGAGGUAAUUAGUUCACUUGAUGUGUUCCCCACGCUCUCGGCUCUAGCAGGAAUACCACUACCAGAUGAUCGUCCAUUCGACGGUAAAGAUAUGUCUAAAAUUCUACUCAAUAAUGAUGGAAAGUCCGAACACGAUUUCCUCUUCUUUUAUGGCACAUGUAGCGGUGAAAAAUAUUGGAGUAUCGCCAGUGUUCGGCACGGGAAGUACAAGGUAAGAAGAAUUUUAGAAGCCACCGUUUGGAAUUGUCAUUCGUGCCUUUAAAUACUAAAAAAUUAAAAUGUUCGUAACACCUCAACUGAACAAUAAUAGGCCCACUGGUGCACAGCGCCCGGACUUGGACAUUAUAAUGAAACUUUAGCCAAGAGGUACGACCCCCCUCUUCUCUUCGACGUCGAGAAAGACCCAAGCGAAUCAGAACCAAUCAGUUUUAACUCAAUGCCAACCGAAAGUGAAGACUUGUUGGCGAUGAAAAGAAUUUUGGCUGCAUAUGCCAUGGAAAAGUCAACUUUUGAAUUUGGCAAUAUUACUCAAGAGCCAGAUGCGGACGGGGAAGGCCCUGGUCACUAUGCAUUGUGCUGUGACAGGUCGAGCAACUGUUACUGUAAAGAACCGGUUGGCAUAAUGAACCUGGGGACAAAGAAUCAUCAUGAUCGAUAUCACAAGGCGCUGGGAAAAGGAGAGCCUCUGCCGCCCCAAACACCGCAUCAGAAUCUUCUUCGGAACCUGGAAUGACUACAGCUAAUUCCAUUGACUAGAAACGACAUAAUUGUAUCGAAUAUUAUGGUUAUUUUAGUGGAAUCAAAGGGAUUUAGUCACCGGCGAUUUUAGCUAAAUGAACGAAGUCAACAAUCUUGAACUCUUCAUUCGAGUCUUUUAGAAUAGCGUCAGAUCCAUCAAUGCAAACAAGUUCACCUUCAACACCAACAUCUGCUCCCCCUAUCACAAGUACCAUGUCUUUCUCCUUCGGCUGAAUACGUGAAACUUCAUUGAAUCUUACUAUCUGUGUCUUAUUAUCCUCCAACACCACCACUGCAGUUUUGUCGGGAUUGAUCUCCUUGAUAACUGCAGGCCUAUCAUCACUCUUGAGUUGCACACAUACUCUGUCCAUGAACCAGACAGCUGUCUCGUCACUAUCUCCGACAUGUGUUUCCAUGGUACUGCUUGGUUGCUCGCGUUUCACUGAAAGAGACGCAGAUGCAGGGGCGACACCAUUUGAAUCAUCUGUGGGCUCCUGCUUUUCAGUUGUGGGUUGCCAUGUACUACCCCCCUGGGAACUCCCCCAUCCAGAAUCCUCAUUAUUUGGGGACCCAAAUGUAUUUGAUGUAUCAGCACCCCACUCAUUGCCUCCAGAUUCUGGCUGCGCAGUCUCCUCGUCAAUUGCACCGGGUCUCCAAACUUCAUCGGACAUGGAAUCAUGCAUUGGUGUGGCUCCACCGUGCAUGGGCGUCGCCCCUCCAUGCAUUGGUGUGGCUCCACCGUGCAUCGGUGUCGCAGUGGUAAAUGAAGUAGGAAUACCAUUUUGCAUGUCGUUUUGAUUGACGUCCUCUACCGCUCCAUAUUUGUCCCCGACAACAGCCACACGCUCUCUAACAACCAUGACUUUUUUCAGUCUUGAAUGAAGUUCCACCUGCACAUGUGUUGCCGUGGCAUCGCAAACAGCUCCAAGAUAACCUUUCCAUUGCCCCGCUUGAAUACGUACAGUUUUGCCGAUUAACGAAUCCUGUCCCUUUCCACGCCCUCCGCCUGGACCUCCCCGGGAUGAUUGUGACUGUGGAGUUGCAAACGGAGAUGCAUCUCCAACUUGCGCUCCUCGUUGCUGGGAACGUGAACCAGCCAAUAAACACUUUCGGCUACGUACUACAAAAAUACCAGCAUGCUCAGAUCGUGUUUGAGAGUACAAAAAAAGCUGGGAUCGGCUCAUUCUCUUGACCGUUGCGGUCUUGCCCUUAUGAGGACCUUCUGCAAUGUUAACUUGAUCUCCGCACCGCAUCUGGUUUCCUUGAACGUCCAAAGCAACAGCUCGAUUUGAUGUUGAAUUUCGUUUCCCUCUCAGUUCCUCAGGCCUUACAUCUCUACUGAUACCAUGGUUGUUGACCACAGUGAAAUCCUCACGUCCAACUCGAACGAUGAUACCGACUUCGUUAGCAGAUCCACCACCACUAAGCAUUACUAAAUCAUAUAAUUCAUA